AUGUUUGGUCUCGUAUCACUUCUUUUGGUAAAUGCAAUUGCAGUUCUUUCAGAAGACCGAUUUCUUGCAAAAAUUGGCUUUCACGGAAAAAUAGAUUAUGGAUUUGAAAAUAACUCUAUGUCGUCAGUUAAAUUUAAAAUAAUCAAUUUAAUGAAUGCAGUACGAACACUUAUGAGGAUACCAUUAAUUGUCAUUAAUACAUUGGUAAUGAUAUAUCUCUUGACAUUAGGAUAA
This is a messenger RNA of Pneumocystis jirovecii RU7, 234 nucleotides long. RefSeq lists its product as uncharacterized. Lineage: Eukaryota; Fungi; Ascomycota; Pneumocystomycetes; Pneumocystales; Pneumocystaceae. The record is from RefSeq and is a predicted model, not a curated record. Bases 1 to 234 code for a protein of 77 amino acids. Gene Ontology annotation, cellular component: endoplasmic reticulum membrane; COPII-coated ER to Golgi transport vesicle; Golgi membrane. Gene Ontology annotation, biological process: endoplasmic reticulum to Golgi vesicle-mediated transport. The transcript is spliced from 4 exons.